Molecule: messenger RNA, 927 nt
Organism: Linum trigynum
Lineage: Eukaryota; Viridiplantae; Streptophyta; Magnoliopsida; Malpighiales; Linaceae
Source: the annotation of a GenBank genome assembly
AUGGGGGCAGAAGUUAUGGAAAUCUGCAUUGAUAAGGAGCAUGAUUUUUCCAUAUCUUAUUUGAAUGGGGCUUCCUGGAGCACUGACUCAAUGGAGUAUGAAGUGAAGGAAUGCACAACUGAAGUUGUUGUUGAGACUACUGAGUUUUCCCUUGUUGGACAAAGUAAACAACACCAGUCUGCAUUAAACUCAUCAUCUGAGGACGAUUUACAUGAGAAAGGCAAACUAGGAACCAAGUCAUUAGAGGAUAGGAACAUGUCUCAUAGUUCACCUAAGAAACAUGCAACCAAACAUGGAGUUGCUCGAACAAAACAUAACAUUCCUCAACCAUUUGCCCUAGCAACUGAAAAGCGUGCCUCAUCUGGAAUUCGUCCUUCUGCAAAGGCUGGUCCAAAUAAAAAAUCUAAAGGAAACAAUGUGUUGCAUCCCAAUACGUUGAAACAGAAUCAGCCUCUUUCAGGGGCUAGGAGGCCACUCCAACCGAAGAACAAGAAGAAUCCUGGAGAAGAAGAUUUGUGUUCUGUCGCUAGCUUUACCGGAGCUUCUUUGCAGACAAUGAAGACAAAGUCAAUUAUUGCUUCAGCUCCAACAUUCAGAUCUAGCCAACGUGCUGAGAAACAGAAGGAGUUUUACUCAAAAUCAGAGGAGAAACAGCAAGCUAUGGAAGCUGAGAAGACCCAAAACGAAGCAAGGACAAAGAUGGAGGCAACUAUUCAGCAAUUACGAAAGAGUUUAACAUUCAAAGCAAACCCAAUGCCAAGUUUCUACCAUGAAGAUCCACCCCCAAAGACUGAGCUUAAAAGUGUAUAUUGUAGCAAGACCACAGUAGCAUCGAAUCAGGGAAAUCCUCAGGAAGAAGCUAUCGAAGUUGUUCCUUUCCUCGAUGCAAAUGGACACAACCACACAGGAAUCGGGAUUGAAUGUUAA